Mucor mucedo is the source of this 2103-nucleotide messenger RNA. RefSeq names its product WD40-repeat-containing domain protein. Bases 11 to 2014 code for a protein of 667 amino acids. Gene Ontology annotation, biological process: maturation of SSU-rRNA from tricistronic rRNA transcript (SSU-rRNA, 5.8S rRNA, LSU-rRNA). Gene Ontology annotation, cellular component: nucleolus. The transcript has 5 exons. The record is from RefSeq and is a predicted model, not a curated record. NCBI's taxonomy places the organism in Eukaryota, Fungi, Mucoromycota, Mucoromycetes, Mucorales, Mucoraceae. Gene Ontology annotation, molecular function: protein binding.
UAGCAUUCAAAUGGGAAAAGUAACACACAAAAGAAAUACCGACACUUCAACUGUGGAGACCUCAGCCAAUGCUUCUGAAAAUGCAGGUAUUGUUAUCUCUGCCUUUGACGAGAGCACAACUGCCGAUCACUUUGCCUUGAUCACUCACGCCGUUGAUCGUCACCGUCUUCGUAUUUUCAAUGUGCGUUCGGGCACCGUCAGCAACGAUUAUUCAGCCCAAGAAAAGGAAAAGAUUACAUGUCUGUCAUGGGGAUAUUUAAAAGACACUGGUGAUUUACAGGCAAAUACCGUCCAAGCAUUUAAGAAGAAGAAGAGUGGUAUUGCCUCUUUAUCCAAAGCAAUUGCUCUUGGUAUGCAAUCUGGAUCUAUUGCAAUGUACUCUCUUUCUCAUGGUGCUAUCAUCAAGGAGUUGACUGGUAGCCAUACAUCUUCUAUCACAGAUUUCGUGAUGACCAAGGAUGGCUCCAGAGGUUAUUCAGUUGCAGAAGACAACCUUAUUGUCGAAUGGGAUAUCGAGGAAGGAAAAGAAAUUUUCAAGUGGAAGACAGACGCCAAAAAUGUACACAAGUUAAAAUUGAGUCAUGACGAAAAGAAAUUAGCUACUGCGGGUCAUACUAUCACACUUUGGGAUUUGAGUACACACAGUGUGGUGAAGAAAUUCACAGGACAUGCUAGUGCUGUAAAAGAACUUGCAUUCUCUAGCCAAGACGAUGUGUUAGUAUCCAACGCCGAAGAUGAUCGUUAUGUCAAUGUUUGGGAUGCUCAAACAACUAAUACCAACUCCAACAACCUUACUGCAUUGACCCUCGAAACCAACGUAACACAUAUUGAUUUUUCUAAUAAUGAGCCAUCUGUAUUAGCAGUAACUGAUGAUGGCCUUGUCGGUAUUUGGGAAAAUGCAUCCUUCACCACUACUACAACUGCUGCCACCGCUGGUAACAGAAGAAAGAUGAUGCGUUCCAUGACAAAAGAAGCUGACGCCAACGUAAAGAUUAUUUCUACAGCAGCCGAAGACACUGUCAUUCCCAUCUUGGCAGCAAAAUUCGUUAGCGACAAUAGUGGUAAAUCCAUCAUGAUUGCUCGUGGAUCCAGUGUUAAGCCUUCUUUUGAAGUGGUGAAAUAUGUGGAUGAACAAGGUGCUAUUAUACAUGAUGUUACUUUAAGCAGACAACCCAUCACAAAUUACUUGAUCGAUACUUCCUCCAUUGCAGCUACCAAUUUGAAAACAACUCGUAAGGCAUAUGAUGAAUCCGCUGUGACGGUGGUAGGAAAUACUGAUUUCGUCUCUAAGGGGCCUACUAUGGCCACUUACAAGGAUGAUGAUGACGAGGAAGAGGAAAAUGUUGAGUUAUCAAUCGAACAAAAGCUCCAAAGCUUGGACGUUGCUGAUACAACACAAUCUAAAAAGAAGCAAAACAAAAAGAAGACAGUCGACACACCUUCUGCUGGAUCAUUACAGACAGUUUUAGUUCAAGCUUUGCAUUCUGGUGAUGCUGCCUUAUUAGAAGCAUGUUUGCAACACACAAAGAUCGAUGUGAUCAACAGCACCGUUAGAAGAUUACCUACCGAAUACUUGAUCCCUUUGAUGAUGGAUUUAAUUACAAAGUUUCAAGAAAAGCCUAGUCGUGCACCUGUACUUUUGAUUUGGAUCAAGUCCGUUCUUUUAAUCCAUACAGCUUAUUUGAUGACCGUGCCUGAUUUAGUGGGCAAGCUCUCUAAUUUCUAUCAAGCCCUUGAUACGCGUCUUGGUGUAUUCCCUAAAUUACUCGCUUUAAGAGGUCGUUUGGAUAUUGUCCAAAGUCAAGUCAAUGUCAAAUCUUACUCAAAUAUUAAUGAUAAACAGUUAAAACGUGCUCAGUUACCUGAAAAUGUUUACGUUGAGUUAGAUUCAGAUGAUGAGGCUGAUGUAGAAGAAGAUUUAAGUAUGGAUGAAGAUGACGAAGAUAUGUCCUCCGAUGAAGACAUGGAUCAAGAUAUUUCAGAUUCUGAAGAAUCGAGUGAAGAAGACCUUUAGAUUUUUUAAGUUUUUUUUUUUUGUUGUGUAUAAUAAAUAGUGCACCCAUAGUCUGGGUUGUUCCGGAGAUGAAAGUGUUUAUAGAGGCG